Microtus oregoni (creeping vole) is the source of this 618-nucleotide messenger RNA. RefSeq names its product zinc finger protein 809-like. Gene Ontology annotation, biological process: regulation of DNA-templated transcription. The record is from RefSeq and is a predicted model, not a curated record. The transcript is spliced from 6 exons. The coding region runs from base 136 to 618 and encodes 160 amino acids. Lineage: Eukaryota; Metazoa; Chordata; Mammalia; Rodentia; Cricetidae.
CUUACUUCCGGUUUCCGCGGCGGUUGGCUUGCGGCCUCGGUCCUGAGCCAAACGGCUAGGACAUCUACAGGUAGUCAGACGCCUGCCUUCUGCUGCCAUUGCAGGGUGCUACAUGUGCCUUAGAGAGCGAGGAAAAUGAACACAGUUGUGGGGUUGGUGUCAUUCGAGGAUGUCUCUGUGGACUUCACCUGGGAGGAGUGGCAGGACCUGGAUGAUGCUCAGAGGAAGCUCUACAGGGACGUGAUGCUGGAGACCUACAGCAGCCUUCUGUCCUUGAACCAGUGUGAUGCCAAACCUGAGUUGAUCCUGAAGUUGGAGCAAGGAGCUGGGCCGUGGAAGGAAGAUGCACCAAACCAGAGCCUCCCAGGCUCCCCUCUCCUGUCACCACUGGGAGACAGACACCUAGGCUCAUUUGGACUGUGCCCUGUCUGGAGUUUUCAGGGAACCAAACUAAUUCCCUCAAAAUCCUCAGAAGUCACCCUGGAAAGCAGGCAGCAGGGUCAGAGGAGCUCGCGUAAAACCCCUCCCGCAAGCGUAGGUGGUAAACUGCACACAGAGGGCCAUCUGCGCAACUCUGCAGAUGGCGUCUGUGGGAAACGACACCUUUUCUACGACUAA